Hydractinia symbiolongicarpus is the source of this 543-nucleotide messenger RNA. RefSeq lists its product as uncharacterized. The record is from RefSeq and is a predicted model, not a curated record. NCBI's taxonomy places the organism in Eukaryota, Metazoa, Cnidaria, Hydrozoa, Anthoathecata, Hydractiniidae. Bases 1 to 543 code for a protein of 180 amino acids. The transcript has 8 exons.
AUGGUUGUUGGCAAGUUGAUUGAUUGGUUGGGUCGGUUAUUUGAUUGGUUCUUUGGCCGGUUGGAUGGCUGGUUAACUGGUAAGUUGGUGGUUUGGUUGGUUGGUUUAAUUGGUUUGGAGGCUGUUGAUUGUUUGGAUGUUUGGUUGCUCGGUUUGGUGGUUUGUUGGUUGGUUUGUUGGUUUAAAUUAUUUGUAGGCUGGUUGAUUGGUAGAUCUAUAGUUUGGUUGGUUAAUGGUUGGUGGUUUGAUGUGUUGGUUGGUUGCUUUAUUGGUUUGUUUGUUUGUUUGUUGGUUGGUUUGUUGGUUGGUUAUUUUGUUGGUGGAUUGGUGGCUUGUUGUUUGGUUGGUUUGUUAGUUUGUUUUGUUGAAAGCUUGGGAAGGAAAGUUGUCGUUGAAACACAAAUCAAGAGAAAGACUGAAUGUCCGAACACAAUGUCCAAUGAAGAUAAAAGAGAAGAAAGUAGAAGAAAGAAUGAAAAAAAAGAAGAAACAUUGAUGCUGACAACACAAAACCAGAAGAAGGAUGAAUGGUCAAAGCAUUGA